AUAAAUAAGAUAAGAUGUUGAGUUGGAGAGGUGAUAAAAGAAAGACUGAAAUGAAAUAGCGUAAGAAAGGUGAAGAAAGUGGCGAUGCCGUAUACAAAAAACAUGGACGAAGAAGAAACAACGAAAAACAAAGGAAAAAAACCCAAACACACUUUCCAAACACUAUUCUCCACGAUGACACGAAAACCAGUUUUCAAACAAACCCUAAUCAUCUUCUUCGUUCUCUUACUUCUCUACGCUCUCUUCAACACCUUCUUCCAACCAACCGAUUCUUCCACCUUCGAUUCCUCCACCUUCUCUUUCAACUCCGCCACUUCCUCCGUUCUCCUCUCCUCCGCCGCUUCCAAAUCCCCUGCGGUCAAGGUUUACCUCUACGAUCUCCCCAAAAGGUUUACCUACGGAGUUAUUCACCACCAUUCCCUCGCGCGUGGCUCACGCGCUAAUACGGAUGAAAAGGAUGUUACGUCGUUCAAGUAUCCCGGUCAUCAACAUAUGGCGGAGUGGUACUUGUUUUCUGAUCUAUCUCGACCCGACUCGGAACGUUCCGGUUCUCCUGUUGUUAGGGUUUCAGAUCCAGAAGAAGCUGAUUUGUUUUUUGUUCCGUUUUUUUCAUCGUUGAGUUUGAUUGUGAACCCGGUUCGACCGGCUGGUUCGGGUUCCGUACCGGAGAAAACUGCUUACAGCGACGAGGAGAAUCAGGAAGCAUUGAUGGAGUGGCUGGAGAUGCAGGAGUUUUGGAAGAGGAGCAAAGGAAGGGAUCAUGUGAUUGUUGCGUCGGAUCCGAAUGCAAUGUACCGGGUUGUUGAUCGGGUUAAGAACUGUGUUUUGCUUGUUUCGGAUUUUGGAAGGUUGAGACCUGAUCAGGGAUCCUUGGUGAAGGAUGUGAUUGUGCCGUAUUCGCAUCGGAUAAGAACUUAUGAUGGUGGCAUUGGUGUUGAUAAGCGCAACACCUUGUUAUUUUUUAUGGGAAAUCGAUAUCGUAAAGAGGGAGGGAAAAUUCGAGACACGCUCUUUCAAAUUCUAGAGAAAGAAGAUGAUGUAAUAAUAAAGCAUGGAGCACAAUCCAGAGAAAGUAGGCGGGCAGCAUCACAGGGAAUGCACACAUCAAAGUUCUGCUUACAUCCUGCCGGGGAUACUCCAUCAGCCUGUCGAUUGUUUGAUGCGAUAGUCAGCUUGUGUGUUCCGGUGAUUGUCAGUGAUAGUAUUGAGUUGCCUUUUGAAGAUACUAUAGACUAUAGAAAGAUUGCUGUAUUUGUGGAAACUGCUGCUGCUAUACAGCCAGGAUAUUUGGUGUCAAUUUUGAGAGGCAUGGCCCCAGAUAGAAUCGUGGAAUAUCAGAAAGAACUAAAAGAGGUGAAGCGAUACUUUAAAUAUGAUGAACCAGACGGGACAGUGAAUGAGAUUUGGCGCCAAAUUUCAAAAAAACUACCCUUGAUCAAAUUGAUGAUUAACCGCGAGAAACGACUGUUUACAAAGGAACCUGAUUGCUCUUGCGUAUGUACAAACCAGACUGCCAUUGGAACUUUAUAGCACUAACAAUUGGAUUUGGCAUCCCAUGAACUCUGGCUUGGUUUUGACGGGACAUUCUGAGUUGAUGAGAAAAUUAAGGAUAAUGAUAGUUGUAAAUGUAGUUUCUGUCAUAUUUCUCAUAAGAGUGGCUUGGAGAUAAUUGUUGACAACCACGGUUUACUCAACUCAUGUCCCAAUCGAAUUCUUGUAUAAUGAGAGAAAUUAGGUGUAACUAUCAUUAUCCGUUAGUUACUGCUGGGCUGGCCUGAGUGUGAUAUUUAGAUGCUGGAAAUUGCUUGUUAUCUGCUGUCCGUGUAGGUAUACCUUACGCAUUCUGUCAUUGUAGAUUCCACAAGCCCCUUAUAUGAUUACACAUUAGACUAGGCUAAGAAGAUGAAAUCUAUUUGUAUCGUGAAUGUAUUGUACAGGUUAUAAAAUAAAGGCAUGAUUAUUUUUAUUCUUUAUAAUCAUAUCUUGAUCUUUCCCUGUUCA
Medicago truncatula (barrel medic) is the source of this 2001-nucleotide messenger RNA. Its product is annotated as probable arabinosyltransferase ARAD1. The coding region runs from base 85 to 1530 and encodes 481 amino acids. Lineage: Eukaryota; Viridiplantae; Streptophyta; Magnoliopsida; Fabales; Fabaceae. Gene Ontology annotation, molecular function: glycosyltransferase activity. The record is from RefSeq and is a predicted model, not a curated record. The transcript is spliced from 3 exons.